GCGGAGCGCGGCGCCGGCGGGGGCGGCCGGGCGCGGGCGGGCGAUGGAAACGCACAUCUCGUGCCUGUUCCCGGAGCUGCUGGCCAUGAUCUUCGGGUACCUGGAGGUGCGCGACAAGGGCCGCGCGGCGCAGGUGUGCACGGCCUGGCGGGACGCCGCCUACCACCGCUCCGUGUGGCGGGGCGUGGAGGCGAAGCUGCACCUGCGCCGCGCCAACCCCUCGCUCUUCCCCAGCCUGGCGGCGCGGGGCAUCCGGCGGGUGCAGAUCCUGUCGCUGCGGCGCAGCCUGAGCUACGUGAUCCAGGGCAUGGCGGACAUCGAGAGCCUCAACCUCAGCGGCUGCUACAACCUCACCGACAACGGGCUGGGCCACGCCUUCGUGGCGGAGAUCAGCUCCCUGCGCUCGCUCAACCUCAGCCUCUGCAAGCAGAUCACGGACAGCAGCCUGGGCCGCAUCGCCCAGUACCUGAAGGGGCUGGAGGUGCUGGAGCUGGGCGGCUGCAGCAACAUCACCAACACCGGGCUGCUGCUCAUCGCCUGGGGCCUGCAGCGCCUCAAGAGCCUCAACCUGCGCUCCUGCAGGCACCUCUCCGACGUGGGCAUCGGGCACCUGGCGGGCAUGACGCGCAGCGCCGCCGAGGGCUGCCUGGGUCUGGAGCAGCUCACGCUGCAGGACUGCCAGAAGCUCAGCGACCUCUCGCUCAAGCACCUGGCCCGCGGGCUGGGCCGCCUCCGCCAGCUCAACCUCAGCUUCUGCGGGGGCAUCUCGGACGCCGGGCUGCUGCACCUGUCGCACAUGAGCAGCCUGCGCAGCCUCAACCUGCGCUCCUGCGACAACAUCAGCGACACGGGCAUCAUGCACCUGGCCAUGGGCAGCCUGCGGCUCUCCGGCCUCGAUGUCUCCUUCUGCGACAAAGUGGGGGACCAGAGCCUGGCCUACAUCGCGCAGGGACUGGACGGGCUGCGCUCGCUCUCCCUCUGCUCCUGCCACAUCAGUGACGAGGGCAUCAACCGCAUGGUGCGGCAGAUGCACGGGCUGCGCACCCUCAACAUCGGCCAGUGCGUCCGCAUCACCGACAAGGGCCUGGAGCUCAUCGCUGAACACCUCAGCCAGCUGACGGGCAUCGACCUCUACGGCUGCACCCGCAUCACCAAGCGGGGCCUGGAGCGCAUCACCCAGCUGCCCUGCCUCAAGGUGCUCAACCUGGGACUGUGGGAAAUGACUGAGAGCGAGAAGGUCAGGUGAGAGGAGGGGGUGCCCCGAGACCUCCGUCUCCUCCGGAGGAACUCACGGACUGAAGGACUGACUGACUGCUGCAACGGAGGAGUGGAGAGAGGGGCACGCGCACAGCCAUGCUACCCACGCACCCUGGCACUGGAGGGAAGAACAGAGCGAGUAUCCUUGACCCCUGUGUGCUGCCUGCCUGCCCUCGUUCUGGAGGAGAAGGAGGAAAGGGUGGGGUGGGGGGGCAGGAGGAAAGAGAGAAAACACCCACCCUUUUUCCAGGUCAUGCCUCGAGCUCCACACAGGGGAAACAGAGCUCUCCGCAUCCCUACCCCAGCAUCCUCCCCCUUACAGAAGAGGUAGAAGCCCACACUUAUGCACUGGGGCUAGAGACACCCCUCUUUAUCCCCACUCCCCGAUUCCAUCCCCUCCUGCACUAAGGAUGGAUAAAGAUCGAGACCCUUGCUCUGCCAUGUAUUGAGAAUAGAUUAUUUUUGAUUUAUAUAAAAGAGAGUAGGAAUGGAAAUGGGAACAAACAAUUAGAACAGCAGGAAAGGCUUCCUAGCUACACUUAUGUACCUGGCCACCCAGUCAUCCUGCACUGGGCACAGACACAGCUUUUGGUUACAAAAAAAAUAAAAGCCCUGAAAAACAAACCCUAACCAUUCCACCUCUGCGCCUGCCCCUCCCCUGUCAGCUGGGAAUUGUGACAGAAAUACUGCUCCCUAGGUACAUUGAUUUUUUUUUCUUUUUUUUUUUUUUUUAGAAGUCUGUUUUCAAUCUCCAGUUCCGUGUUGCUCUCUGCUGUGGGUAGAUACAUACUCCCACUACUCCAGUUCUCCACUGCACUGAGAAUAGGGACAGCUACAACCUCUCCUUUUGUCAGCACGUUUCCAUGUCAUCCUGCACUAUAGCUAAAGGAAAAGCCCAGGCACUCUGUUCUUUCUCCCCAUCUCCGUAUUGGAGAUGAAGAUACCAUUUCCUCCUACCCUGUUUCUGUAGAGCCUGGACGUGGACCCUGGUCUCUUAGACCUUCCCGUGCACGAGGGGCCACACAGUUACUGAGAGACUCCCCUUCACCAUUCUCUCCUUCUCCCCUCCCUCUUCUUGGCAACAGGGAUAAACAUAUCCAACUAUGUAUCCAUUCCUCUUGGAUGGGGGCUGAGAGGGUACAAGGGUUGGCCAGCUCCCCUCGGCCUGGGGGACUUAAGGAAGAAUCUCCAGCUUCAUUUCUGCUUCAUUUGAGAUACUGUGACCUGUUUUUAUUUUGAAAUGCAUAAAAAAAAUUACUGCUACAAAAACAGCCUCUUACUCUCCCAUCUAUCCCUCGCUUAUGUCCUGUAACUGGUCCCAGUUUUCCUCAUUCAUUCUCUUCUUUACAGUAUUCAUUUUCUUACACGGUUUUAUUUUUAAAGACAUUUGAAGUUGCUGUUCUUGUGGAUUUUUAAGUACAUUUUUUUUCUGCUGAAUAUAUUCUAUAUAUAUAAAUAUAUAUAUGAUGUCUGGCUACCUCGUUUUAAUUUGUUACUUUUUUUUUUUUUUUUUUUUUUUUUUCCUCCUCAAAAGCCCUGGAAUUCUUACAGGAAAGAGAUUUUGAGACUGAAACAUUUUUGUGCCUAGACUGGAAUAAUGCCCCUUCCUUGGGUUUGUUCUUCAUUUUUUCUCCCCUUUCCCCCUCCCUCUUUUUUUUUUUUUUUUCCUUUUAAAAAAUCUUCGUUUGCUUUUGAGCUUACCCCGCUGUGUCCCACCUUCACAUUCUGGUUGUGCCUCUCCCUCCCUCUUCACUGGGGAUUGGGGACCCAAACUGUGCUUCUGCAUUUUGCCUCUUGUAGCACAAACGUGUAAAUGUGAGAAUCCGUGCUGAGGAUCGGGCUAUUGCUACGAUAGAAAUGUGUAAAAUGCAAGUCGGUUUUUUUACAAAAUUAUAUAGAGAUAUAUGCAAAUCCUAUCCCCUCCCCUCUCGAAUCACCUACAAAAGGUCACUGUGCGAGGCUUCCUGUUUGUGGGCGAGGAGCGAGCAGCCUGCAGGCCCCGAGGCUGCAGCGCGAGGGGAGGAGACUGAAGUUCAUCUGUCUUAUCUCUGUUCUGUCAAUAAAAUGGAGCUGGUUCUUUAGAUUUUUUUUUAUUAUUAUUAUUUUAAAGAGGAAGAGUUAAGGAUUUUUUUUUAUUUUUUU
Messenger RNA from Tympanuchus pallidicinctus (lesser prairie-chicken), 3399 nucleotides. RefSeq names its product F-box and leucine rich repeat protein 14 (gene FBXL14). The transcript has a single exon. Bases 44 to 1246 code for a protein of 400 amino acids. The record is from RefSeq and is a predicted model, not a curated record. Gene Ontology annotation, molecular function: protein binding. Lineage: Eukaryota; Metazoa; Chordata; Aves; Galliformes; Phasianidae.